Necator americanus (New World hookworm) is the source of this 522-nucleotide messenger RNA. RefSeq lists its product as uncharacterized. Bases 1 to 522 code for a protein of 173 amino acids. The record is from RefSeq and is a predicted model, not a curated record. NCBI's taxonomy places the organism in Eukaryota, Metazoa, Nematoda, Chromadorea, Rhabditida, Ancylostomatidae. The transcript has 3 exons.
AUGGAUGACGUGCGACGGAAAUGCGCUCGGCUCCGCCUUCGACUCUCGGACACAAAAGGCGGAGCUCGAGCCUGUUACGAGUUCAUCCGUCGCCAUCGACGAACGUCGGCCGCGCUUCUGAUUCGGAGCGCACACCGUCGAGUACCCAGAGUUAUUUUCCACGGGCGAAUCAUGCAACUGCUACUCCUGUUCACUAUGGUCGCGUUAAUCGUUACCGUAGUGUCAGCUGAACCACGACUGCGAUUUAGCAACAGUGCUGAGUCUGGACUGCUACGACGGGCCGGAUUGUUCUUUAGGAAGAGAGGCAGCGCCUGGGAUGGUGUCUCUGCGCCGUUCACUUUCACGAAUUUGGCUGAGAAGCGGCGUGUACGUGAGCUGUUCGGAAAACGAUCCGCACCGGCAGUCGAGACUCCGGAUGUCAACGUCCUCGAAUUACCAGAUGAUCAAUAUCCAUCCUUAUACGAUUCGAUGCUAGAAUUACAUCGUGACCGACGCGGUCGCGUACGAGAGUUGUUCGGCUAA